This is a messenger RNA of Penicillium atrosanguineum, 327 nucleotides long. RefSeq lists its product as uncharacterized. The record is from RefSeq and is a predicted model, not a curated record. NCBI's taxonomy places the organism in Eukaryota, Fungi, Ascomycota, Eurotiomycetes, Eurotiales, Aspergillaceae. The coding region runs from base 1 to 327 and encodes 108 amino acids. The transcript has a single exon.
AUGCGAUUCAAUAUCUCGUUCCUUCUUGCUCUCAUCGUCCCGGCUUUGGCCUCUGACUGGACAAUGUGGAGCUACAGUGCUUACGAAAACAACUGGUGUGCGGGCGAAGAGCGCUUCACGGUUGGAAACUAUCCGAAAGAGUCACAUUGUUACCCAGUGGAGGAGGGGUUCGGCGUGGCGAUCGCAGGGGAGUUUGAGGAUACUGCACGUCUCACAGCUUAUACAGGGGAAUACUGCACUGGCGAAGUUUUUGAUGCCAUUCCACCUAGGAAGUGCUUUGCUGCUGGGAACGGAGUGCCGAUUCGGUCUUACUCUAUCUCACGCUAG